This is a messenger RNA of Hypoxylon trugodes, 642 nucleotides long. Its product is annotated as Ser-Thr-rich glycosyl-phosphatidyl-inositol-anchored membrane family-domain-containing protein. The transcript is spliced from 3 exons. The coding region runs from base 1 to 642 and encodes 213 amino acids. The record is from RefSeq and is a predicted model, not a curated record. Lineage: Eukaryota; Fungi; Ascomycota; Sordariomycetes; Xylariales; Hypoxylaceae.
AUGAAGUCCCUCUCUCUCGUCGCCAUCCUCGCCGCUCUCCCGGCCUGGGUUAGCGCUGUCCUCAUCACCAACAGCAACUUUGAAGGCAUCACCGCUGGCAAGCCCUUCGAGAUCACCUGGUCUGAUGCCGCUGGUCCUGUCACUCUCACCUUGAAGGAUGGCCCUGCUGGUAACCUCGAGACUGUCGGCGAGAUCACCUCUGGCCAAACUGGUGAGAGCUACACCUGGGUUCCUUCCGCCUCGCUCCCUUCAGGCACCACUUAUGCCUUGGAGAUCAGCGAUGGCACCGAUGUGAACUACAGCAAGCAGUUCUCGGUUGAGGGUGGUUCCGCCAGCAGCUCUGCUAGCAGCUCAGCCACGAAGACUAGCACCUCUUCGGCUGUGUCGUCUACCACUGCUUCCAGCACCACCACUACUAGCAGUAGUGCGUCGUCGACCAGUUCUAGCAGCUCUGAGUCGUCCAGCGCUACCUCUAGUGGUUCUAGCACCUCGUCUAGCACUCAUGCUAGCUCCACUUCUUCCGCCUCCAAGACUUCGUCGGCGUCUACUUCCCAGACUGCCCCGCCCAACACGAACGCCGCUCAGACGGUGGUGCCGUUUGUGGCCCCUAUGCUACUCGCCGUUGGUGCCGUCUUCAUGUAA